Cladocopium goreaui is the source of this 971-nucleotide messenger RNA. The record is from the annotation of a GenBank genome assembly. NCBI's taxonomy places the organism in Eukaryota, Dinophyceae, Suessiales, Symbiodiniaceae.
ACUCUCGCGUCCGAGGUGCCCGGGAUGUGGGAGACCACCCACCCAUCGUGCCACUGCGGUCACCGGAACGGGGUGAGAUCUAUGGGCAGCAGAAGCGAAUCUACGACUACGUGUGCCAACACUUCGUGGCGUCCUGGCUGAGUGAUGUGACGUUGCAACGCUAUGAGGCCACCUUGGAGGUCGCUGGUUUCCGGUUCCAGCUGUUGCUGCGUCAACGGAGAGAUCCCGAUCCGGGCUGGCUGCGGGCUAUGCCCUGGCGCAUCGGCGAGCUCUCCCUGGACCUCACCGGCCUGGAGCGCCUCACCGCGCUGCUGCGACGCCUGGACGGCCGCCCGGUCGCCUGGCGCCCGACGGCCGCGGCGCUGCGGCAGCGCUGGACGGAGGCGCCGAAGCCGUUGACGGAGGCGGAGCUGGUGGAGCUGAUGGACCAACAUGGCAUCGGCACCGAUGCUUCCAUCCCUCAGCACAUUCAGACCAUCCAGGAUCGUCGCUACGUCCAGCUGGUCGACGGCCAAGGGCAGCCCAUCGUUGCAACGCAUCGGGGUGGCCCCCAGGGCCCCAAGGGCCCCAAGGGCCAACGUGCACCGAAACGAGCACCGGGCAGAUUCUUGGUGCCCACUGCGAGAGGUCUAGCGUUGGUGAGAGGUCUCUCCACCUGCGACGCCACUCUCUGUGAGCCGGAAGUUCGCGCCCUCAUCGAGCGCGAGUGCGCCAUGGUCGCCACUGCCGAGCUGACAUCAGCGGAGGUCCUGCGGCGCAAUGUGGCGCUAUUCCAGGGGAAGUUUCAGCGCGUGGCUGGAGCCAUGAAUGAAGUGCGCAGCUUCUUCGAAACCGCGCCUAACGCCCAAAGCGGCGAAGCAAAGAACGCGGCGAAAGUCAUGGCAGCUGGGGAUGGUGGAAGCAGGGAUAUGAUAAACGAAAAUCAUGUGAUGGCGAUGCUGUUUUUAUUGUUCCGUAUUGUUGUUUUUUGA